AUGUUGCCGCGCUCUGCUAAUUCCCCCACUGCAAAAGGUAAAAGACGCCCUCACUAGGGGCCCUGUGCGGUUGAUGCACAGUGGCCGAGACUGUUUAGUCACAUGACCGCGAAACUAUGUGAACAAUGCCUUUGGAGGUGGCUUGCGGGUGUCUACGCGGUGUCAAUCAAUCAAGCACCUGUAGGUGAACGCCGACAUUCCUGACAAGAAAUUCAUUGACCUGCCUCCCAUUCAAUACUUGGGGAGAAUUUGGGUUGCGUUGCCGCAACCACUUGUGUCGCCAGCGACUUGACCACGCGCCCGUCUCUCCCUAGCUAGCGUUACGAGCAACCAUAGAGCAAGGACAGCGAUGAAGCAAUGAGUACGAGCAUGGUACGAGUAUGCUGGCCACGAAUAGAGAGCGAUUAAUUUGACUAAAAACUUUCCCUUCGAAUUUAAAAAUGAAAACGACUGAUAUUUUUUUAGUCAUUUUGUUUGCUGGCGAAGUCUGGCUACCUUUUUUUUCACUCUUUACACGGGCUUUUUGGAAAUUGAUUUAAUCCGAUUUAUGCAGGGUGCAUUUCAAAUAAUUUUUGUAUUCUACUUCGACCUGAAUGUGACAGUACUCAAUAUAAAAAGCAGUUUUUCAUUAUUUUCGGGCCAAUAAUUCUGCAAUUUGGCUACAAUUGCUCGUACACGUGCGAACUGACUUAGCGAAUGUUUUCAUGAUCAUAAUUAAAUUCUCUCUACCUUCAAGAAUUUCCCAUGAAUCUAAGCGAAAACUGCAUAAUGAUUGUCACCCGUAUGUACGUGCAGUCUGUAAUUUGCGAAUUUACUACGGUAGUUCUGAAUAAUGUAAGCAGGAUAUCGGCAAUUAGGUAGCCAGCACGAGAAAAACAACAGCGAGAAUAAGAAAAUUAGGUCUUUGUUUGCGAGGCCAAAGCACCUGGAAACAAUGUAAGAAUCAUUCUGGCGGGGAAAAAUUGCGAAUUCCAUUCGGCUGCGGACGACUUUGUAACCAAGAUGGCUUCCGUUCGUGCGUGUAAUGUGCUGCUGAUGUGGAGACGAACGAAGACACACCGGUUGAAACCAUGAUUUGGUUGCGAUUCCUGCAUUGUUUCGGCAAAAGAGGCGGUGUGAAGUGGAAAGAGAAAACAGUGAAUACUUCUGUGAACCAAUUUAUAAAAUAAAGGAUGCCAUAGUGUAGAGGCUUAGGUAAUUAACCAAAUCACCGGGCCGCAGGGUACCCUUCCCCAACAAAGGAAAAAAAACAUUUGAGAAAUGCAGAAGGGGACCCGGCCCCGGAACCUUGUCACCAACCAGCGGCAGAUGCUUCUGGAGAUCAAGGAGUCACUCCAGCACCUGCACGUGAACCAGGAUGCGACGGGGGCCGGUGGCUCAGGGUCGGGGGAGGUGCUGCGGCGGGCAGAUGCCGGCCGCAAGCGGUUCGGGGAGCACCAGAAGAAGCUGGAGGUGAUCCGCAACAGCCUGGGCCUGCCCAACGGUAUGGGCGAUCCCCUGGCCACUGCGGGACAGGCCGCCACUGCCAGCCAGGCAGCCUCAGCAGCCACGGCGACGACGACGACUAUCAAUAGGCAGAUGCUGCAGCAGCUGGUCAGCAUGGGUUAUGAAGAGGAGGUGGCAAGUAAGGCGCUGAAGAUGUGCCAAAAUCGGAGCAUCGAGGCGGCCGUGGACACCAUCAUCAACAGGCUGUCAUCCCAAGACACUGGCAGCGACAGUCUGGUGUCCAGUGCCAAGUUCCUGACGAAUGGAGGGUCGCGUGUCUCAUCAGUUUCGGCCACUGUUCACCGGAAACCAAGCUUCGAGGACCGAUCUGGCGGCAGUUCACCCAGCAUGGACACUUAUCGCUCCGAUGCCACACCCUACUACAACCACCCCGCCCUCAAGCCCGACAGCACCCGUAUACCCUCCAAUCCCGUCUCCCGCAACAACUCGUUUGAGAACUCCAAAGGCCUGCCGCAGUAUGGCGUCAGACAGUACACGACCAACGUCGUGAUCGGGGAGAGGCAGACUCCCCCACCCGUAUCGUCCCAGGGACUGUCCAAUCAUGUCGGGGGUCAGGGGUCCAUCCCCUCACCCAGCGGAGAGUACCGCCUUACCCAGACCAACCAGCCCAUGUACACACCCGGUCGCCCCCAGCAGAUGACUCAUCGGCUCGUCCCUGUGGGGCCGACGAGGCACAUACCCGGCAGCAUAGGAGCUACAUCAAGCUCCGGCACGCAAGGGCAGUCCAGAGACUAUGGCAUAGUGAGAUCAGCGGGUUUGCAUGGACUCGGAGGUAGACAAGGUGUCAACGCGGACAGGACUCAAACCGAUAUACGCACAUCGAUAGGCACAAGCCAAAGUAACUCUGGGAUUGGGAGGAUAGGAAACCAGACUGAACAGAGCCAAACGUAUUACUCGCAAAGCAGCAACGGCCAGCUGCAUCACAAGGGCAGUGUCAACACGAAUCGAUACUCCACAGGCAGUGACUCUGGCAUUUCGAGUGCCUCACCGAGUUCCCUAAAUCCCGAAGAGUAUCGCUACACUCGGCAGACCAUUACGGAGAGUGCGCAAUGCUACUUUGGGAUAUCGUCAUCCACGACUACGACUUACACGGUGGGGAAGCAGUUUACUCUUGCUGACCAGAACCCGGUCUACAACAUGCAGAGUACAGCACCUCAGUAUCACGCAGCCAAGACCUACCUGACGCAGUCAAGCCCUUUGGACAUGCAUCAGCAGAGUUUGUACUCGCAAGGUCAGAUGUCCCAGCGGCAGCCAACCGGCAGUGGCGGCCAGCAGUACGUCAGCCAGAAUCACUACGACAAGAGAUCCCCGAUCGAUCACCUGACGGCCAAGCACCUGCAGCAGCAGGGCAUGCCUGGCGAGCAGUUCCGCAGCUCGGCCCACAUUCUCAUUGCACCCCCUGAAGCGCCCCGGUCCCAGCUCCUGGAUCAGGACAUCAUCCACGCCAUGAUCAACAAGACACAGCCCCCGCCAAGCUAUGAGAUGAGCACCUUACACCGCCAGCAGCCGGGCAUUCAAAGCCAGGCGUCACCGGCGGCAAACAACAGCCCCGCCUCUGCACUCGGCCAUGACAGCCUGGUCAGCCAAAACCACAUCUUUGUCAAGGACCCUGGCAUGGUCAAGCCACCACUGAAACAACCUCCCAGCUACGAGGCCAGCACUCAGCAUCGCAUGAUAAGUAACCCAUCCAACUUACCAGGCGUGUCGCUUCAGCAGCCGACCUACAAUGCCAAUCUCAAUAGCUUUCAACCGAUCCCAUCCCAGAAUGUCAACGUUGUGAGUAAACAGCAGCAGCAGCAGCCUCCACCAUCCGAUCCUCCUCCUCAACCCAAACCGGCCUUGACUAUCGUCAUUUCCAGGGUCAGUGAGGAAGGAGGAAAGUUACCCCCGCCUUACCGGCUUCCCCAGACUGGGACUAUGCAGACCCACUAUGGCUCCGCCGCCAUGUCGUCCGGUGGCCCGUUGAGAAAGAUCUCGCCUCCUCAACCCGCAGCUGUUAAUACCACCACUGCCUUACCCAUAAGUGCCUACACAGGACCUGUUACGCAGUCGGUGCGCAGCACUGUCGUUCCAAAGCCUGUUCUGCAGACAGCCCACGGUCCUGACCAACCGCCACCCCAGAGGGGCCCCUCACCAGACACUAUUAGUACCUUGAGCACCCAGAGCACGCAGAGCUCCAACCGCUCCGAAUCCCCUCCCCCGAGGCCCAUCUCUCCGCCACUGUCUGAAAUAUCAACAACGUCCACCACGUCAGACACGGGUAGCGAAGUGAGAAAUGCCGGCGCUCUGGACGAACCCCAGGAGAAACAAAAAAUUGAAUCGCCAGUCCCCGAAAGAAAGAACAAGGGACGAGAUACGGACAAAUUUGAGUCUCGGGUCAAGUCCUACUCGCCCCAAGCAUAUAAAUUCUACAUGGAGCAGCAUAUGGAGAAUAUCAUGAAGUCGUACAAGCAACGAAUCAAUCGUCGGAUGCAGCUCGAAAAUGAAAUGGCCCGGGUCGGCCUGUCUGAGGAGGCCCAGAACCAAAUGAGGCUCAUGCUGAACCAGAAGGAGUCCAACUACAUUCGGCUCAGGCGGGCCAAAAUGCAGAAGAGCUUGUUUAAGAGGAUCAAGACUUUGGGCAUCGGGGCCUUCGGGGAGGUGACCCUGGCGCGGAAGAUUGACACCCGGCAGCUGUUCGCCAUCAAGACCUUGCGGAAGGCCGAGGUGCUGCAGCGCAACCAGGUGGCGCACGUCAAGGCAGAGCGGGACAUCCUGGCUGAGGCGGACAACGAGUGGGUGGUCAAACUUUACUACUCCUUCCAGGACCAGGAGAACCUGUACUUUGCCAUGGAGUACAUCCCCGGCGGUGACCUGAUGAGCCUGCUCAUCCGGCGGGAGAUCUUUGAGGAGGACCUGGCCAAGUUCUACAUCGCCGAGCUGGUGCUGGCCGUGGAGAGCGUCCACAAGAUGGGCUUCAUCCACCGGGACAUCAAGCCAGACAAUGUGCUGAUCGACAAGGACGGUCACAUCAAGCUGACUGACUUUGGACUCUGCACAGGGUUCAGGUGGACGCACGACUCCAAGUAUUACCAGAAACAGGGUCACAGCAGGCAGGACAGUAUGGAACCCAGUGAGGAGUGGGGCGACGCCUGCCGGUGCAUUGACAGCGGCAGUGGUGGCAGCAAUAAGAACGGCGAGUUCAAGGUAGGCCCGCGGAUGAAGACCCUGGAGCGGCGGCGCAAGCGGCAGCAGGAGCGGUGCAAGGCCCACUCGCUGGUGGGCACGCCCAACUACAUCGCCCCAGAGGUCCUGCUCCGAGUCGGCUACACACAGAAGUGCGACUGGUGGAGUGUAGGAGUCAUCCUGUACGAGAUGCUGGUGGGUCAGCCACCGUUUCAUGCCGACUCUCCGGCGGACACACAGUGGAAGGUGAUCAACUGGCCCACUACGCUGCACAUCCCGCCCCAGGCCAAGCUGUCGGACGAGGCCUCGGACCUGAUCCUGUGCCUGUGCCGGGACCAGGAGACACGCUACGGCGCCGAUGAGAUCAAGCACCACCCGUUCUUCCGCCACCUUGACCUGACCACCAACCUGCGCCAGACGCCCGCCCCUUACCGGCCCACCAUCCGCUACCCGACGGACACCUCCAACUUUGACCCGGUUGACCCCGAGCGGCUGCGGGCUGACUCCAACUCCAGCGGCGACAGCUGGGACGAUGGGCGUCACAACGGCAAGAGUCGGCCAGGGUGCGGCGGGCUUGAGAACGGCAAGCACCCUGAGCACGCUUUCUUUGAGUUCACCUUCCGGCGGUUCUUUGAUGAUGGCGGCCAUCCUUACCCGGUCCCCGUCGAGGACUUCAUGAAUGGCAGUGAGGAGACAGAAGCAAAACAGGAUGAUCCCUCGAAACAUGACAGCCACGAAGCCCAAGAGCCAGUCUACGUAUGAGUGACAGUUAGGCUAUACAACUCCUAGCCACUGCGAUGUGUCACUCAUUUGAGCAAAAACAAGCUUUCACUGCAUUCGACGAUGCUGGACAUGUAACUGUUUUUGACAUUUGCAUUUUUUUCAAGUUUCAAAACUUGGGAAAGUUAACCAAAAGAAGAAAUUAAGAUUGAAGGUGACCUAAAAAGGAUAACUUUGGUAACAGAAAAUCAAACAGUUUAAUCUGAAUGUGAGAAAUAUUAGACCCCUUGAGCAUUGCCUGACCCCUGAAAUGCUACCUCUUGAAAACACCUCGCUCUAUUCCGCAGAGUUUGACAUGGACAUCAAGUCAUGUAACAAACUGCAUGUACAACGUAGCAAAAAGGCAGAGAAAUGACUAGUACAAGGCGAGACAAAGCCAAAAACUUAAAAUUUCUUGGAGGUAAUAGUUUUAUUGGGACAGCUUGGGCGAUUCUGUAGUUAGCACACAAAUCAAUUCACACCAACGUGAGUUGAGAUACAAUUCCCUUGCUGUUUAACAGACCACGGGCCAAUUUCAUAGAGCUGCUUAAGCACAGAAUUUGCUUAAGCAUGAAAAAACCUUGCUUAAUAAGCAAAGGUUACCAGCUCAAAAUCAUAUGUGAUUGUUGUGCUAACCAAAAGAUCAGGUACCAUUCCAAAACAUUAUACAUCACAUGGAGUUUUGGCUGGUAACCUGAUUUGUCAAGCAAGGUUUCAUGCUUUAACAAAUUUUUUGUUUAAGCAGCGCUAUGAAAUUGGCCCAUGGACCUCCAUUCAAGUAAUGGAAAGCCGUUGAAGGGUGUUGCAGAGCAAGGGUUGAAUACAGAAAAGCACAUCAUCCUGUAAAGCAGUUUAAAUUUCCAAUCACGUUCACCCUUCAAAGACUUCUGACACCUACUUUGACUAAAACUGUGCUUCAAAAAUCUGCGCCGUCCCAUUCACUGGCGCCGACACGCCACUGCAGUCAGCUGGCUGUUUUCUCCCGGCCAGUGUUUUGAACCCGACGCGUGAAUGAGUUCCAGCUUACAGUCGUACGAGGCACCCUUUGCCGUAGCCCGCCUGAUGCUUGUUGCAUAUCUGGGGCGGCCUUCGGUGCCGUGCCUCAAGAAUGCGAGCCGGCUCACUUUACAAGUUGCGUCAAUCCCGUUCAGACAGCAGUUGGCUGUAUUUUUUU
Molecule: messenger RNA, 6604 nt
Organism: Acanthaster planci (crown-of-thorns starfish)
Lineage: Eukaryota; Metazoa; Echinodermata; Asteroidea; Valvatida; Acanthasteridae
Product: serine/threonine-protein kinase LATS2-like
Source: RefSeq, a predicted model, not a curated record